Tribolium madens (black flour beetle) is the source of this 1626-nucleotide messenger RNA. RefSeq lists its product as uncharacterized. Gene Ontology annotation, cellular component: membrane. The coding region runs from base 83 to 862 and encodes 259 amino acids. Lineage: Eukaryota; Metazoa; Arthropoda; Insecta; Coleoptera; Tenebrionidae. The record is from RefSeq and is a predicted model, not a curated record. The transcript has 9 exons.
UCUUUGACAUUUAUAUUUUUGACGAAAAACAGCUCAAACGUCCCCUUUUAACUAAAUCUUCGGGAAGUUAAAAUUGAUCAGAAUGCAAAGACGAGCUACACAGUUUGAUCCUUUUGAUCGGCGGAAUAUUAAAAGCGGCAGCAUGGAUCCUUGUACGGAAAUUCUUCGGUCAAUUGCUCUUUUCAUAAUAAUAUCAAAAAUGCUGGCGUACACAGCAAUGAUGCUACUCAUUCUGCUAACAGAUGACACAAUCCAUAGUGUCCUGAUGUCCGACAAAAACACUAUAUCAAAUUUGAGCCGAAUUUUCGAUGCUUUUAAGUUAAUAUUUUGGGUAAUCCUGAUGCAAUCAAGCAUUAUUUGUGCUUUUGGCAUGUUUGGAUUUGCUCGACUCAAUCGUUACUGUUUAUCUUUCUAUGGGAUGGCUUUGAUACUGAUGUGCAUAUGGCUGAUUUAUUUCUCAAUCAUUAUUUGCAUACGAAAUGAUCAAGACAUGCCAAUAAUAAAUUUAUACGAAUCGGUUGAAACAAGUGCUAAAGCAAGAAGGGCCAUCGACAUAAUCCAAAAAAAAGACCAAUGUUGCGGGAAUAAAGAAUACGAUUUUGCCCAGGAUGAUAUUUUACCCAUAAGUUGCUGCCCUAAUUUGACAAAGGGCUCUAAAUGUCAACGUGAACAAGCAUUCAAGGUUUUAUGUCCUAUCAAUCAAACAACUGUCUUCACCAACUUGCAAGAUUCUGAGAUGCUAACACCAGUAGCUUCCAUUUCAUUUACUGCUUUCUUGCUAACAUUUUUUGAAGCCGCUCUCGUCUUUUAUAUGAUACAUCGUUUGGAUACUACGAGAACAACCCACAUAAUGCACAUAUAAAAUUACAGUACUUUCAAAAAUUCUCCGUUCUUAUUUCCCAAGUAGGCAAUUUAGUUAAAAUGUCAAAAUGCGACGUUUUAAAAAAGCUUCUGCUCUUCUUCAACAUUAUAUAUUUUUUGUUAGCUUUCAUCACUUUUGUUUUUUCAUUAGCUAUUCUAAUUAAAUACCGCGAAAUUGAUGGCCGUGUCAGGAGUUAUUGCAUUUUUGGUUUAGUCGACGGCUCUUUACUCUUUAUUAUCAUAAAUAUUAAUUUCUGUGGGAUCAUCAAGAAAAAAAUAUGGAAACUCAAGACGCUCACAUUUAAUGCAUCACUAAUUGCAAUUAUCCACACAUUGUUAGCAAUAAUAAAUUUUGUUAUGGCUUACGACUUAAGCGACAAGAAAACCAAAUUAGCCUUCGCUAAAAUAUUCGAUUCCUAUGACCAGAAAUACAAACACAAACAACAUGUGGAUAUAAUCCAAAAUGAAUUGAAAUGUUGCGGCUUGGAUGGACCCCAAAGUUGGACUUUGAAAAUUCCCAACAGUUGCUGUGAACACUCACCAUGUAACAACCACACGGCAUUUAAAAGGAGUUGCAGUAAAAGUCUUGACAACAAAUAUAAAACAUUCAAAUCGGUCUGUGGUAUUUUGAAUGCUGGUAUAGCUGUAGUGGCGUAUACUCUAGCUGCACUUGCGUUGUGUGUUGUACGAAAGGCGGUAAAGCAGAGAAGAAAAGCGAGACAAGAUCUUAACUAAAAUACAAUUUCAAUAAAGUUUCUAAACAUU